This is a messenger RNA of Lachancea fermentati, 1767 nucleotides long. The record is from the annotation of a GenBank genome assembly. NCBI's taxonomy places the organism in Eukaryota, Fungi, Ascomycota, Saccharomycetes, Saccharomycetales, Saccharomycetaceae.
AUGUCAUUUAAUUGCAGUCGAAGGUCAGUGGUUCAUUCCACGAAAGGCAUUGUAGCAUGCUCUCAACCGCUGGCGGCUUCAGCUGGUAUCAAGAUUCUAGAAUUGGGAGGCAACUCAAUUGAUGCAUCAAUUGCUGUCGCGGCCUGUUUAUGUGUUUUGGAACCAGCGUCAACAGGUGUAGGUGGAGACUGUUUCCUGUUGCACUAUGAUGGUGAGACCCACAAAAUUAGUGGUAUGAACGGCACAGGUAGGUCUCCUUCUGCUUUAAGCAUUGAAUUCCUAAGAAAGCAACUAGGGAAUGAGGAGGAUUUGCCACUUAGAUUGUCAGCCAAUUCCGUUCACAGUGUUACAGUUCCCGGGGGAGUAGCUGGAUGGAUAGAUGCAUUCGAAACGUUGGGCUCAGGUAAGGUAACACUUGCUCAAGUGCUAGACGCAGCCAUAUCACUUUGCGAAGAUGGGCAUCCUAUAAGUGAGAUAUCGGCUUCACUUUCCCAACAGUGUUGGAAGAGACUUCAAAAACAGAACUCAAAACAGGUUGAUUUGUUACAGUGCUUUGCAUCAGUUGAAGACAGCCAAGUUGCACCAAAAGAGGGAGAUCUUGUUGUUAAUAGACCGCUGGGAUCAGUUUUCAGGCUUCUUGCCGAGAAAGGAAAGAAAGGAUUUUAUGAAGGCGAAGUUGCAAGGGCCAUAGUGGACGAGGUUCAAUCUAGAGGGGGCGCUCUCUCCCUUGAUGAUUUAGCUCAGCACCAGACUACUUUUGUUGAGCCAAUUAACUUGGAAUUCUUGGGACACAAGAUGUGGGAAAUUCCUCCAAACAGUCAAGGAUUAGUCGUAUUAAUCGCUCUCGGUAUUAUCAGAGAGUUGGAUGAAGAUGGGAAGAUUUGUCUGCGUGAUCUUAAACAGAACUCCACGGAGUAUCUGCAUUUAUUAAUCGAAUGUCUGAAAAUUGCAUUUUAUGAUGCCGAUGAAUAUGUAUCCGAUCCACAAUAUCAACAAGCAGACAUCUUACCGCGUUUACUCUCCAAAUCUUAUUUGAAGUCAAGGGCGCGGUUCUUCAGAAAGGAUGGUAUAAUUGACUCGAGUAAAAUGAAGCAUGGUGUACCAGAUGCAACCUUAAAUCAAGCAGAUACUGUUUAUUUUACUGUCAGCGAUCCUCAAGGCAAUGCAACUUCAUUCAUAAAUUCGGUGUAUAUGGGGUUUGGAUCUGCCAUAAUACCUGCAAAAUUUGGGGGAUUUUGUUUACAGAACAGAGGAGCUAAUUUCAAUUUAACGCCAGGAUCGAAGAACUCUCUGGAACCCAAUAAGAGGCCUUAUCACACUAUAAUUCCGGCGAUGAUAACUGACGCAGUAAGCGGGGAACUAGUUUACAGUUUGGGAAACAUGGGCGGGUUCAUGCAACCCACUGGCCAUCUGCAACAUUUCCUGAACCUUAUAUUAUUCAAGUUAUCCCCUCAAGAAUCUUUAGAUGCCCCGCGUAUAUGUCUAUCACCACAUCCAAAGUACGCCGAUAAGGAUAGAGGGUUGGGCUCUGAUGGCCCUGUUUCAACACCUGUCACUUUGGUUUCAAUAGAGGAAGACAUGCCAUCUGAUGUUAUUGAGGGAUUGCGAGCACUUGGCCAUGACGUGGAGGUAAUUAGUGGAAGUGGCAGGUCGCUUUUUGGCAGAGGCCAAAUAAUCAAAAAGAGUUCCUCUGAGAAAUCCUCAACUCUUCUCUAUUCGGCUGGUAGUGACAAGAGAGGCGAUGGAUGUGCCAUACCAAUGAUCUAA